This is a messenger RNA of Cyphellophora europaea CBS 101466, 906 nucleotides long. RefSeq lists its product as uncharacterized. Lineage: Eukaryota; Fungi; Ascomycota; Eurotiomycetes; Chaetothyriales; Cyphellophoraceae. The transcript has a single exon. The coding region runs from base 1 to 906 and encodes 301 amino acids. Gene Ontology annotation, biological process: mitochondrial citrate transmembrane transport. The record is from RefSeq and is a predicted model, not a curated record.
AUGGCGGCCAACACCGUUGCCGCCGACCAACAGGCGAAGUCCAAACCCAGCGCUACACGGUCUAUCAUAGCAGGCAUGACUGCCGGCGCAAUUGAGAUCUCCAUAACAUACCCUUUCGAGUUCGCAAAGACACGUUCGCAGUUGAAUCGCCGGCUACCUGACUCUAAGAAACUACCAUGGCCUCGGUUUCCUUCCCGAGAAUGGUACGCCGGAUGCACAACGCUGAUUAUUGGCAACUCGAUAAAAGCCGGUGUCCGUUUCGUCGCUUUCGACUUCUACAAGAGCCUCCUAGCAGAUGCAGACGGCAAGAUUUCCGGACCAAGAACAGUGGUGGCUGGAUUUGGCGCCGGCAUAACAGAGUCAUUACUUGCUGUGACGCCAUUCGAGAGUAUAAAGACACAGCUCAUCGAUGAUCGAAAGAGGGCGCAGCCAAGGAUGCGAGGAUUUCUUCAUGGCAGUGGUGUGAUAGCGCGGGAAAAAGGCAUCAGGGGAUUUUUUCAGGGUUUCGUUCCCACAACGGCGAGGCAAGCCGCGAAUAGUGCUGUUCGCUUCAGCACCUAUACGAGUAUCAAGCAGUUUGCGGAAGGAUAUGUUGCUCCUGGAGAGAAACUCGGCUCCAUAAGCACCUUCGCCAUUGGAAGCAUGGCUGGCCUGGUGACGGUCUAUGCUACGAUGCCACUGGACACUAUCAAAACGAGGAUGCAGAGUCUGGAGGCCAAGCGGCUCUACAAAAACAGCUUCGCGUGCGCCACCAACAUUUUCAAGAACGAGGGUGUCUUGGUCUUUUGGUCAGGCGCGUUACCCAGACUGGGCCGACUUUCGCUAAGCGGCGGAAUUGUCUUCACCAUGUACGAGAAGACGAUGGAGCUGUUUGACAAGGUUGAUCCAGAUCGGAAGAUCAUAUGA